Musca vetustissima is the source of this 612-nucleotide messenger RNA. RefSeq names its product myophilin (gene Chd64). Lineage: Eukaryota; Metazoa; Arthropoda; Insecta; Diptera; Muscidae. The record is from RefSeq and is a predicted model, not a curated record. The coding region runs from base 27 to 593 and encodes 188 amino acids. The transcript is spliced from 4 exons. Gene Ontology annotation, molecular function: protein binding.
UAAACAAAUACAAAAAAAAAAACACCAUGUCUGUCAAUCGUGCACCAAAGUCAGGCUUUGCAGCUGAAGCUCAACGCAAGAUCAAUUCCAAAUACAGCGAAGAAUUAGCUCAAGAAUGCCUAGAAUGGAUCAAAGUUAUUACCGAUGAGCCCAUUAACACUUCCGGUGAUAUGGAUAAUUUCUUUGAAGUCUUAAAGGAUGGUGUUAUCUUGUGCAAAUUGGCAAAUUGCUUACAGCCCGGUUCCAUCAAAAAGAUCAACGAAAGUAAAAUGGCUUUCAAAUGCAUGGAAAAUAUCUCAGCCUUUUUGGAAUGUGCCAAAAACUUUGGUGUACCCACCCAGGAAACUUUCCAAAGUGUAGAUCUCUGGGAAAGACAAAAUCUCAACUCAGUUGUUAUUUGCAUCCAAUCGUUGGGUCGUAAGGCUCACAACUUUGGCAAACCCUCAAUUGGUCCCAAGGAAGCAGACAAAAAUGUGCGCAAUUUCACCGAAGAACAAUUGCGUGCUGGCCAAAAUGUUAUUUCCCUACAAUACGGUUCCAACAAAGGCGCCAAUCAAUCUGGCAUUAAUUUCGGCAACACCAGACACAUGUAAACGGAUAACAACAAUCAUC